AUGACGGAUCUGCUUAAUCGUGCCGGGAUGCUUAAUUGUAAGCCGCUCACCACACCAGCUGUUGUCACAGUGUCUAUGUCCUCGGAUGCCACUCCUUACGAGAAUCCUACUCAAUGCAGGCGUAUUGUGGGGGCCCUCCAGUAUUUAACGAUUACAAGGCCAGACUUGUCUUACUCGGUGAAUCGUUUAUGUCAGUUUAUGCACGCACCCUCAGACGAUCACUGGAGUUUGGCUAAACGGGUGUUACAUUAUAUAAAGGGCACUAUCAACUACGGCUUUCGCAUUGCUCCGUCAACAUCCACGACUAUCCAGGCGUUCUCAGAUUCAGACUGGGCAGGUUGUCCGGUUGACCGGAAGAGCACAAGUGGAUAUGCUGUUUUUCUCGGGACCAACUUAAUUUCAUGGCUAUCCAGAAAGCAGUGUACGGUAGCACGUUCGUCCACCGAAGCAGAAUACAAAGCCCUAGCCGAUGUUUCCGCAGAAGUCACGUGGGUGGUCUCUUUACUUCGGGAGCUAGGACUGCAUUUUUCUCAUCCGGCCACCCUGUGGUGUGACAACCUUGGAGCAACUUAUCUGUGUGCAAACCCUGUCUUUCAUGCACGGACGAAGCAUGUCGAGAUAGAUUAUCACUUUGUUCGAGACAAGGUAGCCUCGGGAGACUUCGUUGUCAAUUUUGUGUCAACUAAAGAUCAGCUCGCAGACAUCUUUACCAAACCACUGACAGGGCCGCGGUUCACUCUGCUUCGUGACAAGCUCAACGUUGUAGCGCACCAACCUUGUGCUUGA
This is a messenger RNA of Ipomoea nil (Japanese morning glory), 786 nucleotides long. RefSeq lists its product as uncharacterized. NCBI's taxonomy places the organism in Eukaryota, Viridiplantae, Streptophyta, Magnoliopsida, Solanales, Convolvulaceae. Bases 1 to 786 code for a protein of 261 amino acids. The record is from RefSeq and is a predicted model, not a curated record. The transcript has a single exon.